AAGAAAAACGAAGCUGCUUUCAAGUAUUGAAGAUACAAGGCCAGGAUGAACACGAAGGACACAAAAGUGACUGAAGGAGGUCUCAAUGUCACGCUUACCAUACGCCUUCUCAUGCAUGGCAAGGAGGUUGGAAGCAUUAUCGGAAAGAAAGGUGAGACAGUUAAGAAGAUGAGGGAGGAGAGUGGUGCUCGAAUCAAUAUUUCAGAAGGCUCCUGUCCAGAGAGAAUUGUGACAAUAACAGGCCCAACAGAUGCAAUUUUUAAAGCUUUUUCUAUGAUUGCACUAAAAUUUGAAGAGGACAUAAACGCUUCAAUGACAAACAGCACGGUGACAAGCAAACCGCCUGUAACACUGCGGCUCGUCGUCCCGGCAAGUCAGUGUGGAUCCCUUAUAGGAAAAGGAGGUUCCAAAAUCAAAGAAAUCAGGGAGUCCACAGGAGCCCAGGUGCAGGUAGCAGGGGACAUGUUGCCAAACUCGACGGAGCGCGCAGUGACUAUAUCAGGCACUCCCGACGCCAUUAUCCAGUGCGUGAAACAAAUAUGCGUCGUUAUGCUGGAGUCCCCACCCAAAGGUGCCACCAUCCCCUACCGUCCCAAACCUGCCUCUGCACCUAUCAUUUUUGCAGGUGGCCAGGUAAGAGCAGACACCAUUUUGGCUUCAGCUGGAAACCACACCGUCUUGGCCCAACCUCAGCCAGCGCCUGCAUUCACAAUUCAGGGGCAGUAUGCCAUCCCUCAUCCAGACUUGACCAAGCUUCACCAGUUGGCUAUGCAGCAUCCCCCCUUUACUCCCCUUGGGCAGACCACCCCUGGUUUCCCUGGACUGGAUGCCACUACUCCAACCAGUUCCCAUGAACUUACUAUUCCCAAUGAUUUAAUAGGCUGCAUUAUUGGCAGACAAGGCAGUAAGAUAAAUGAAAUCAGGCAGAUGUCAGGAGCGCAGAUCAAGAUUGCUAAUGCCACAGAAGGCUCCGCAGAACGACAAGUUACAAUCACAGGAUCCCCUGCAAACAUCAGCUUAGCACAGUACCUCAUUAAUGCAAGCAUAUACUUUCUCAAAUCUGAAUGUCUGGGAGAUGCUAUGCAAUCAAUGGUCCACGCAUAACUGAGAAGAUUCCUUCUAAGCUGAAGAAUUAUCUGAAUGGCUAAUGCUAGCAAAAUGUAUCCACCACCGCUUUUGUAUGAACAUUCGCUCUGUUUAUAGUGCUGACCGCUUUAAAAUGAGCAAUGAUAAAUUUUUUUGCGCCACUUUUCUUAGCAGUUGACAUAUAAGCAAUUACUUACAAUUAAAAUUAAAAAACUAGCAAAUACUCUAGGGGAAGAUUGAGAACACCAGGUAUCCUUAGUGACAGUUUUAUAUUGUACAAAAGGGCAGAUAAAAACCUGUUCCAGGAAGACUUUCCAUGCAAUGCUAAACAGUAAAAAAAAUGGAAGUAUAGAAAAAUUGUGGCCAACUUCUCUGUCUCACACACAAAAUCUUUUGUCACUUUCCCAAAUUUUGGGGUUCCUUUCCAGUACGUUGAAAUUAACCGUAAAACUCAGGUUACCUACACUUUAUAGAUCCUUUUUGAAAAAGACAGACAAACAGGUGGUGUUUUGUUCUGUGUUUUUCAAGGUUAAAAUAUGAAUAUAUCUCAUCUAAAGAGCAGCCCACAAUUAUGCUCUGUUUGGAUACAGGACGCUGAUCUGAGGUAUAUGCUAUCUUAUUUAAACACAGUUUAACAAGUGUAACUAGAUAUAUAUUGAUGACUGGAUCCUGAUUAAAAGUUUUUUCAACUUAAUUUCCCUUAAGUGGAAAACAGAAGGAACCCUUUGCUCAUUUAUAAAGUGCAUCUAACCACACACUGCAUUGCAACAAACAGCUGACAAAUGCAGAUGUCAGUUAUUCUGCAGAGCUGCAUGAAACUGUUGUUUUCCUUAUUGUGUAUAGUAUUUAGAAUCAAUAAAAAUAGAUUCCAUUACUUACUGUGUUGACCUGUCGCAUUGCCUUUUGAAAUUCAUCCCAUUCUUUGUCCAUCUGAUCCUUUGGAGCAUCAACUUUUCGCACCUAAGGAACAUGAAAAAACAGGCUGAUUAACAAUUUAUGUCUAGUGACUCUUUGGGGCACUCUAAAACACCUGGAGAAAUAGGACAAAUUAUGCUGUGUUCUCAGAAAAGUCUGGUCAACAUACUUCAGUUUAAGUAAUGUAUAUGAAUAAAAGAGUGCAGCUGCACAAUGGUUUUGGAGGAAAAAUCUGACUCUGCUCCUGGAUUAAAACAACAUCCUUGACUGUAGCAUUAAAGAAUAAUUGACUAAGAAUGGAUGGUGUGCAACGUUUGGAGUAACAAAAGUGACUAAGUCUGUUAAUUUGGCGGUCUGUAAUUUCACUAUGUCAGGUGAUAACUUUUAAAUUCUUCUGUAAGCUGCCUGUUCAGUUGUACAUAGUAGCUAUCUCACAAGCCAAAAAGCAGUGAAAUAUUUGCCUUUGGCAUAACAUAAAAUAUCAAAUGAUUCAGUCACUAGUCUGACUGGUGUUAGAUAGUCUGACUAUACUUCAAAUCUAGUCUAAUUUUGUUGGCUAACAGAAGAAAUAGUACAGCUACAUAGACAUGCAAAGCUUUUUCUUCUGUGGUAGAUGGCAUUAAUUACUAAGACAAGAAGGCUGAAAAAGUAGUAGCUGUAAGAAUGUGUUUAAGAUCGACAACUAAGGUAAUCAAAAUCAGAUUGUGCUUUUAAUACAAGCAAAUAAACAAGAUAAUCUACCUGUGUAACCAAAACUUCCACAAUUGAAGACUGGAAGAUGUGGCAUAUAACAUAUGUUAGAUGACAGAUUAUGCCUGGCUCUGGACUGGGUGGAAAUUACAUAGCUAGGAGAACUAAGCAGUUUGAACAGAAUAAUUCAUGACACCAUCUUUUUGCAUUAGUUUCAUUUUUCCUUUAUUCAUUCCUCUCUUUUGGUAACACAUCAGUCAUCAUCACGGUAAAGACAACAGUUUGGUAUGUUUUGUUCCUGAAUGAUUAUACAAAAUCCAGUAGUAUGAAUUAAGUUUAUAGAAUAUAUUAGAAGCUUCCAAGCAAACUGCAUACUGGGAAGUAAUAGUCAUCAUUUCAUUUUUCUGUUCUGUGAUUAUUUCUAUCAUAUGUGUAUGUACUGUGUUAUUAUGCAUUGUGGUUGUCUUUUGUAAUUCAUAAUUAUUUGUAUUUCUUACAAUA
This is a messenger RNA of Gymnogyps californianus (California condor), 3192 nucleotides long. RefSeq names its product poly(rC)-binding protein 3-like. Bases 46 to 1104 code for a protein of 352 amino acids. Gene Ontology annotation, cellular component: nucleus; cytoplasm. The record is from RefSeq and is a predicted model, not a curated record. The transcript is spliced from 12 exons. Gene Ontology annotation, molecular function: mRNA binding. Gene Ontology annotation, biological process: negative regulation of mRNA splicing, via spliceosome. Lineage: Eukaryota; Metazoa; Chordata; Aves; Accipitriformes; Cathartidae.